This is a messenger RNA of Naegleria gruberi, 475 nucleotides long. RefSeq lists its product as uncharacterized. Lineage: Eukaryota; Heterolobosea; Eutetramitea; Acrasida; Naegleriidae. Gene Ontology annotation, cellular component: ribosome. Gene Ontology annotation, biological process: translation. The record is from RefSeq and is a predicted model, not a curated record. The transcript has 2 exons. Bases 20 to 448 code for a protein of 142 amino acids. Gene Ontology annotation, molecular function: structural constituent of ribosome.
AAAAAAUCAUUAAUUCAAAAUGGGUAAAGUCAGAACCAAGACUGUCAAGAAGGCAUCAAAGAUCAUCGUCGAAAAGUAUUACAAUUCUCUUACUACCGACUUCGAUACCAACAAGAAGGUCUGUCAAGAAAUCGCCACCAUUCCAACUAAGAGAAUGAGAAACAAGAUUGCCGGUUUCACUACUCACUUGAUGGCCAGAAUCAAGAAGGGUACCGUCAGAGGUAUCUCCUUGAAGUUGCAAGAAGAAGAAAGAGAAAGAAGAAUGGACUACGUUCCAGAAGUUUCUUAUGUCGAUGAAAUUAUCAACAGAGGUAUUGAAGUUUCUGAUGAAGUCUCUGACAUGUUGAAGACUAUUGGUUUCGGUGAUUUGAAGAGCGUCACUAAGGUCUCUCACUCAACAGGCCACCACCAACACCACAAUAAGAGAAGAGGUAACAAGUCUUAUUAAAUAAAUCCAAUAUAAAACUAUUUAAAA